Molecule: messenger RNA, 408 nt
Organism: Aphanomyces invadans
Lineage: Eukaryota; Oomycota; Saprolegniomycetes; Saprolegniales; Verrucalvaceae
Exons: 2
Coding region: 1-408 (135 amino acids)
Molecular function (GO): protein binding
Source: RefSeq, a predicted model, not a curated record
AUGACAGUCCUCAUCCAUGACAGCCGCCACGCGUCCACGGAUGCUGCUGAGGUAGCGCUGAUGGGCCACACACGCGCGGCAAAUAGUGUUUGGUGGGCUCCACAGUGCGUGCACACACUCGUCUCGACGGGGUUUGACGGGAACGUGUUGGUCUGGGACACUCGUCGCCCGGCCUCGCCGGUGGCGACGUACGCGACUCGAGAGAUGAAGCGACUGUUCCCCGUGCAGUUUCUCGGCGAUGACCAUGUCGUCGUCGGCGUGGAUGGUGCUCUCUUGGUGUACGAUAUGAAAAGUCAUGCUGUCAAGAGUCGGGGCGACCUCGGCUACGAAGCCGACACGUUGUUGAUGGAAGAAGCGGGACUUGUUGUGGCCCAUCGGCAAACGCUGUCGUGGUUUCGAUUCGACUGA